CCUAGCCUCCCUUUCGCUCUGCGUGCUUUUGAGAACAGCUCUGGGCAGCCUGGAGCAUCCAGAGCUGAACCCAGCCAUCCAUCAUGGAGCGAGCGAGCCUCCUGCUCAGCCUCCUCUUCCUGGGGGAGCAGCUGAGACCCAACCUGGCUUGCCAGCUGCCUUCCGAAUGGAGACCCCUCAGCGAAGGGUGCAGAGCAGAACUGGCGGCCACCAUCGUCUACGCCAAAGUUUUGGCCUUGCACCAGGAUCCCUACAGCAUGUACAACUACUUGCCCUGGCAGUCGGAGGCUUCGGACGGGGGCCUCUUCUACUCCGCCGAGAUCGAGAUGCUCUGUGACCAGGCAUGGGGGAGCAUGCUGGAGGUGCCGGCAGGGUCUCGGAUGAACCUCACCGGGUUGGGCUAUUUCUCCUGCCACUCCCACACGGUCAUGCAAGAUUACGCCUACUUCUUCUUCCUCAGAAUGGAUGAGAAUUACAACCUCCUUCCGCAUGGGGUAAAUUUCCAGGAUGCGAUAUUUCCGGAUACGCAGGAAAACAGGCGGAUAUUUUCCAGCCUUUUCCAAUUUUCCAACUGCAGCCAAGGCCUCCAUGCCGUCACGUUCUCCAGCGAUUGGGAGGUCCAAGAGGACAGCCGGCUCAUGUGCUCCUCCCUCCAGAAGGCCUUGUUGGACGAGGAGGACCACGUGAAGAAGCUGCAGCAGAAAGUGGCCACCUUGGAGAAGCGCAACAAGCAGCUGCAAGGCCGCGUGAAGAAGGUCAAACGUUUGCUGAGGCAGACCAGGAAGAACGGCCGACACAUGGAACUGAUGAACCAGAAACUCAACGAGAAGCUGUCUUCUGCGGGCUCUCAGUUCCCCUACGCGAACGCCUUAAAGCAAGGCCAUUCUCAUGCCACCUACCUGAAAGCGUGAGAGCAACGUUGGCCCUUCAAGCUACAAGUCUUCGUGAUCCAACGGCGUCUCCUUCUCCACCCUAUCUUACCUUGAGGAAGACUCAACGGGCGUUUGAAGUCUUUCGGCUUUCGACCGUGAAGGAUUUCGCACCUCAAGGGAACAUCUCACUGGCUUCGAACCGACUUUCGUAAACGUCAUUCCGUUUUUCCCUCGGAAGGAAGCGUGGGCCGUUGCCUUCAGAGCAGUUGGCUUGAGGCCAACUAGGAAUGGGUCUAAGGACCAUAGUUAAGGGGAGGAGGUGGAGUCUUGGACGCGGAUACAGGAUUACCGGUAGUCCGCGAUUUACAACAGUCCGUUUAGAGAUUGUUCAAAAUGACAAUAAAGUUGGGUGAUGUCCUGUUGUGACCUUCUGACCCGCAACGAAGGGCGAAGACUUAGUUAAUCUUAAUUAGUUAAUGUUAAUUAAUUCAUUUAAUUAAGUUAACUAAGAUUCACUUAAUAGC
Thamnophis elegans (Western terrestrial garter snake) is the source of this 1396-nucleotide messenger RNA. It is a transcript of the gene CCDC3, whose product is annotated as coiled-coil domain containing 3. Bases 84 to 911 code for a protein of 275 amino acids. Gene Ontology annotation, biological process: negative regulation of gene expression. The transcript has 3 exons. Gene Ontology annotation, cellular component: extracellular region. Lineage: Eukaryota; Metazoa; Chordata; Lepidosauria; Squamata; Natricidae. The record is from RefSeq and is a predicted model, not a curated record.